AUGAGCUACACAGUCAAGGCAGGCGACACCCUCUUCGCCAUUGCGCAGAGCCACGGCAUCACCCUGGAGAAGCUCCAGGCCGCCAACCCGGGCGUGGACCCUAGGGCGCUCCAGGUCGGCCAGGUCCUGAAGCUUCCCAGCUCGGGCAGUCCCAGCAAGGGCAACGGCUACGUCGAUUACGGCGGACCCGCCUCCAACUUCCCGAAGGAGUCCGAGUGGGCCAGCUGGGACGAGCUUUGGAAGCAAAACGAGCGCCUGAUGAAGUUCCACGACUCGGACUCGGAGAUCGCGCUCAUCAAAAAGUCGAUCGAGACCGUCGCCAAGGAGUCCGGCGUCGACCGCCGUGUGAUCCUCUGCAUUAUCGUGCAGGAGUCGGGUGGUAACGUGCGGGUCAGGACUACCAACAACGGUGUCCGCAACCCGGGACUCAUGCAGUCCCACAAUGGCGCCGAGUUCAACCCCAACGACCCCGCCGGCAGCAUCCUGCAGAUGCAGAAGUACGGCAACUACUACGAGGCGUUCCGUGGUUACAACUCUGGCUCUGUCAACAAGCGCGACCUCAACGACCCUGUCGGCGCCACCGGCUCGUACGUUCGGGAUGCCGCCAACCGUCUGAUGGGCCAUGUCUGGAACGGCAUGUGA
Messenger RNA from Diaporthe batatas, 642 nucleotides. RefSeq lists its product as uncharacterized. The record is from RefSeq and is a predicted model, not a curated record. Bases 1 to 642 code for a protein of 213 amino acids. Lineage: Eukaryota; Fungi; Ascomycota; Sordariomycetes; Diaporthales; Diaporthaceae. The transcript is spliced from 3 exons.